Molecule: messenger RNA, 1753 nt
Organism: Daucus carota subsp. sativus
Lineage: Eukaryota; Viridiplantae; Streptophyta; Magnoliopsida; Apiales; Apiaceae
Product: UDP-glycosyltransferase 83A1-like
Exons: 3
Coding region: 158-1537 (459 amino acids)
Molecular function (GO): UDP-glycosyltransferase activity
Source: RefSeq, a predicted model, not a curated record
UUCUUUUUCUGUUUUAUUUGGUUUGUUGUUUUAUACAUUCGGUUACUUGAACUGACAUUGCAUCACUACAUAAAGGCAUGAUCAUUAUGCUAAUUCCGAAUAUCUUACUACAUUAGUACAUCAGUAAUAACUUGAAAGGGUCAUUAGGAAGACGAAGAUGGGCAAGCCACAUAUUUUAGCAGUAGCCUAUCCAGCACAGGGUCAUGUGAUUCCCAUGAUGGAGCUUGUCCUGUGCUUAUCUAAGCAUGGUUUCAAGAUAACCUUUGUUAAUACUGAGUCCAUACAUAAGCGUGUCAUGAGUGCUUUCUCCGUGGGAGACUAUGCAGGAGAAAUGAUCAACUUUGUUGCAAUCCCGGAUGGGAUGGAACCCUGGGAGGAUAGGGGUGACUUGGGGAGGUUGACAGAGACCAUGCUCCAGGUCAUGCCUGGGAAACUUGAGGAACUUAUAGAGGAAAAGAGGGGAAUAGACGAUGAUGAGAUUACUUGUAUCAUUGCUGAUGAGAAUGCCGGAUGGGCUCUGGGAGUUGCAGAAAAGAUGGGAAUCAAGCGGGCAGCCUUUUGGCCAGCAGCUGCCGCGAUGUUAGGCCUGCUAUUUAGAAUCCAAGAGCUGAUUCAGAAUAAAAUCUUGGACACUGAUGGAUCUAUUUUAAAAUGUCACAAGUUCACUCUAUCCCCAGGAAUGCCCAUCAUGAGCACUGAAAUUUUCGCAGCCUUCAGUGGCACGAAUGCUGGGAAAAUUCUUUUUGAUUCAGUAGUGUAUAAUAACAAAGUAGUGAAAGGGGCAGACUGGAUAAUUUGCAACACAAGUGCUGAACUGGAGCCAGAAGCCCUGUCUUUAUUUCCAGAAAUCUCACCCAUAGGGCCACUAAUGGCUAGCUCUCGAUCCGGAGAAUCAGCAGGCCACCUCUGGCCAGUUGACGCUACUUGCAUCUCAUGGCUCGAUCAACAGCCAGCAUGCUCAGUCAUCUAUGCUGCAUUUGGAAGUUUUACUCUAUUCGACAUCGACCAGCUCCAAGAAUUGGCUCAAGGGCUUGAAAUGACCGAUAGGCCUUUUCUGUGGGUUGUGCGGCCAGAUAUGACCAACGAGAAGAUCAAGACUUACCUUGAGGAAUUCGAAGCCAAGAUACAGAAUCGCGGACGAAUUGUGAGCUGGGCGCCACAAGACAAGGUCCUCAGUCAUCCUUCAGUUGGUUGCUUCCUGAGCCACUGUGGCUGGAACUCUACAAUGGAAGGCGUGAGCAAUGGAAUUCCUUUCUUGUGCUGGCCUUACUUUACUGAUCAGUAUCUUAAUCAAAACUACAUUUGCGACGUUUGGAAGAUCGGACUUGGAUUGAGCAAAGGUGAAACUGGUCUGAUCACGAGAGAGGAAAUCAGUAGUAAGGUGGAGCAGCUACUUAGAGACAAAUCAUUCCGCAAAAGGGCCUUGCUCUACAAAGAGAAGGCUGUUAAUAGCAUACAGAAGGGUGGUGGCUCUGACAAAAAUAUGAGCAAUUUCGUAAAAUGGAUAAGUUCAGGAACUGAGAUGUGCAAGCCAUAAGUGUUGUAUUCAGGAUUGGAAUUGUCACCCAGACUGAACCUCUUGCCACCAAAAAGCAUUACAUUUUGGAUUUGUUUAAUAAUAUACUAGUAUCUUUGUUAGUCAUUAACGCUGAUGAAUCUGACAAAAUGCAUUAUAUGACAAAAUCUUAUGGCAAAACGUUGCUGGAGAACUACUAUGGAUCCUCAGAUUCAAUAUUUAACUUUACUGAUGGUA